AUGAAGCGGGGAAGAGAAGACGAAGAGAGUUCGCGACAUGAUGAAGAUGACGGGAAGAAUGGGGGGAGUGGUGGAGAAGGCGAGGAGAAGAAGGAAGCAAGAAGCAGGGGAGAUGAGGGUGACGGUGGUGGGGAGCCCGCGGGGGACCAUGUUAAGACGGCAUCGUCUCAGGCUGGGGUAGAAAGGGGGAAACGGGAGAGUGGAACAAGCGACCAAGAGAAGGUUAGGGAAAAGGAGGAGGAGAGAGAGGAGGAUGAGGAUGAGGAGGACUGUGUUAAGAUCGAAGAAGAUAAUGACGAGGAUGUUAAGAUAGAGGAGGAGAAGGAGGAGUGUAUUGAUCUUUUGGACGAAGAGGAGGAUGAUGGCGGUGACGAUAACGAGGCGGCUGAAAUCGAGGAUGUUUCGGAGGAGGAAGGACCAAGGAAGGUGAUGAAGCUGAGCGAAGCUGCGAGGAAAUCGCGGAAGCGUGACGUGGCGGAACGGGCGGGGGGCGGGGAGGAGGGUGCAGAGGACGGGAAGGGGGAGGGACUGGCGAAGAAAAAAAGAAGGAAAUUGGGGAACGGGAAAGUGGGUGAUAUGGAGAGGAGAGAAGGGGGGAAGGGCAGCGAGGUUCCAAAAGACGGGGGCGACGGGGGUAUGCAUGAGGGAGACGGGAACGAGGAAAGACAGGAGGAGAAGGAGCGGAGAGAGGAGAGCAGUGAUGGUAGAGAACCGAGAAGAACCGAGAAGGAUGGGAAGGGGGAACGUAAUCAGGUAACGGUUAGUAGAGAUGGUGAAGGGGGAGGUGGAGGAGGAGGAGAUGAGGAGGGGGACGACGGAGCUAGGACGCGUGGGGAGCAGGGGGGGCAGGGGGAGCAAGGGGAGCAAGGGGAGCAAGGGGAGCAAGGGGAGAAGGGGGGAAAUGGAGAGAAGGGGGACCAGGACGAGGGACGGGAGGGGGAGCAACGACAGGAAGAGAAGGAAGAGAAGGAGGAGAUGGGAGAGAAAAAAGGGGAGCAGACGGGGAGCAGAAGGGGGAACAGACGGGAAGCAUGGGAUAGCAAGGGGGGAAGCGCGGGGGAGAACGGUGGGGGAGGGGGAAGCGGCGGUGCGGGAACGCCUGGGAAGGAGGAGGACGGGGGGAGUGACGAGCAGACGAAAAAAGUAGGGGCGGGUGGGGAGGCUGAUGGGGCAGGUGAAAAAGCAGCUGUGGGGGGGGCAGCGCGGACGGCAGAAGGGGGGAAGAAGCGGAAAGGCCUCCCCCCACGCUCUAGGAAAACGGGCAAGAAGGGGGGAGGGAGAGGGGGGGCGCAUGGGGGGGCCAAGGGGGGGCUGGCUGGUGCAGGGGCAGCUGGGGGAGGGCCUAUAACGGGGAUGGGGGACAAGAGGAAGGAGGCGGAUCUGGUGAAGGUGGUACCUGCGCCCAAGGGGUUGGAGAUCGAAGAUGGGCCUGAUAAGCCGGUUGUCUUAUCACGAGUGUUCCGGGCGGCACAGAUCCAGUUGAGUGAGGAUCGAUUAUCGGCGACGAGUAGCAAGGGCUAUCGCAUGGUUCUAGCAACAAGGGGAGUGCUGGAAGGCGCGUGGUCACUCACUUCCCCACACUCCCCUCACUCCCUCCCUCCCCUCCUUCCCUUACUCCGUCUGCAGUUGAGUGAGGACCGAUUAUCAGCAACGAGCAGCAAGGGUUAUCGCACGGUGCUAGCAACCAGAGGGGUAAUGGAGGGCGCGUGGUAUUUCGAGAUCCACAUGCUGCAUCUGGGGCAGUCAGGGCACGCCCGCAUAGGCUGGGCCACACAGCGCGCCGACAUGCAGACUCCAGUGGGGUUUGACACGUGGGGGUUUGGGUUCCGGGAUGUGGAUGGGAGCGUGGUGCAUCAGGCAGUUAGGAGGGCGUAUGCUGGAGGAUCGCUGGAUUUUCCUCCGCUGCCUCCUUCCAGUGCUACUGUCACUGCUGCUGCUUCUGCUGCGGCUGCUGCUACUGCUGCUGCUGCUACUGCUGCUGCCGCCACUGCUGCUGCGCCGGCUGCUGCUGCCGCUGCCGGUGGUGACAUGGAAAAUGCACCUGACAGGAAAGAUCCACCUGAAAAUGCAUCUGCACACCCUGAAACCACUCACAACCGUUCCCAACCCCACCCUGCGGGAGACAUAAGCAAGCGGGCGCCGGGGUACGUGGAGGGCGACGUGAUUGGCUGCUACAUCAGCCUGCCAGGUGGCGCCAGGCUGGCACCCAAGCCGCGGCCACUGGUGACGUGGAAGGGGCAACCGUGCUACGUGGAGAGCGAGGAGAGUGCAAAAGGAGGGCCCCCUGUGCCUGGUAAGCAUUGCUCUUUCUUAUCAGCGCAUGGUAAGUGA
Molecule: messenger RNA, 2331 nt
Organism: Closterium sp. NIES-65
Lineage: Eukaryota; Viridiplantae; Streptophyta; Zygnematophyceae; Desmidiales; Closteriaceae
Source: the annotation of a GenBank genome assembly